Messenger RNA from Syzygium oleosum, 682 nucleotides. RefSeq lists its product as uncharacterized. Bases 58 to 408 code for a protein of 116 amino acids. The record is from RefSeq and is a predicted model, not a curated record. Lineage: Eukaryota; Viridiplantae; Streptophyta; Magnoliopsida; Myrtales; Myrtaceae. The transcript is spliced from 2 exons.
UUCACUCCCAAGACACACAACAUACACAAGCUCACACCAAGAGAGAAGCAAAAAGAAAUGGCGAGGUUUGAGCUUGGUCUCGCCGCGGUGGUGGUUUUGGCCGUGGCGGCCGGUAUCGUGACCGCAGGCGAAAGCAAGGCGCUGGUCAUGGCUGAACAGUCAUGCCAAGGCGACAUGCAGGGGCUGUCGACUCAAUGCAUGCCCUUUAUCCGGAAGGGGACACCGCGAACGCAGCCUUCGCAAGGGUGCUGCGACAUGGUCAAGAACACCGACGUGUCGUGCGUGUGUGAGCACCUGUCCCAUGAGGUCGAGCAGCAGCUCAACAUGGAGAACGUCGUGUAUGUCUCGGGGUACUGCGGGAAGCCGCUCAGCCACGGCAUGCAAUGCGGAGGCUAUACGGUCCCAUGAAGUCGAUGGAUGUUGAAGAGAGCUAGCUCAGACAUGAGGCGACAAACCCUAUAUAGACCAAGAAUAAUCUGUCCGUUUUCGAUGUAACUUUGAGCUAUGCAUUCCAUGUUGCUCAAGGGAAAAGUUAUAGUGAGAAUAAUACAUGGAAAAAUAACGUUCGCCAUGUUUCUGGACAUCUCCAAAUUGUAGAGGAUUAUCCUUUGAUGUGCAUGCAUCUAUGUAUGUUGAAUUUAUAAGCAUGUGUUGGAGAUGCGACUGAAAGCAUUUUAUCUAA